GUGUGUGGGAGCCCCGCGGCCACAGUGUGAGGAGCUUCAGCAUGAGGACAGAGCACUUCACCGGCUCCUUCAUCCUCUCCCUCAGCCUCUGUGUCCUCCACCUCGUCAAAGGGGAAUUGUGUGAGCCCAACCCAUGUGAGAAUGAUGGCAUCUGUAUGACGGGGUUGGCAGAUGAGCCUUUUUCAUGUGAGUGUCCCGAUGGCUUCACAGGUCCCAACUGUUCUAGUAUUGUGGAGGUUGCAGCGGAUGGAGAAGAGUUCACUUCAGCAGGACCUUGUCAACCCAACCCAUGUCACCAUGGCGGGAUGUGUGAAGUGAGUGACACCUACCGCGGUGACACAUUCAUUGGAUACAUCUGCAGAUGUCCCGAAGGAUUCAAUGGAAUUCAUUGUCAGCACAAUAUAAAUGAAUGUGAAUUUGAACCCUGUAAAAAUGGUGGAAUUUGCACUGACUUGGUUGCAAACUAUUCCUGCGAGUGUCCCGGAGAAUUCAUGGGCAGAAAUUGCCAGUCCAAAUGUUCAGGGCCACUUGGGAUAGAGGGAGGGAUUAUAUCGAACCAGCAGAUUUCAGCCUCGUCCACACACCGUGCUCUGUUUGGCUUGCAGAAAUGGUACCCAUACUAUGCAAGACUGAAUAAAAAAGGCCUCAUAAAUGCCUGGACUGCCGCAGAGAAUGACAGAUGGCCAUGGAUUCAGAUUAACCUGCAACGCACAAUGAGAAUCACAGGACUGAUAACUCAGGGUGCAAAGAGACUUGGGAGUCCAGAGUAUGUGAAAUCUUACAAGAUUGCUUACAGUAAAGAUGGCAAGAGCUGGAUGACUCACAAAAUAAAAGGCACCCAUGAUGACAAGAUUUUCCGUGGAAAUGUUGAUAACAAUACCCCACAUGCAAACUCCUUCAAUCCUCCAAUGGAAGCCCAGUACAUCCGUCUGUACCCCCAGGUGUGCAGGAGACACUGUACCUUGAGAAUGGAACUGCUUGGCUGUGAGAUGUCAGGCUGUUCAGAGCCUCUGGGGAUAAAAUCAGGACAUAUCCAGGAUUAUCAGAUUACUGCUUCCAGUAUCUUUAGGACCCUAAAUUUGGACAUGUUUACAUGGGAACCCAGCAAAGCUCGACUGGAUAAACAAGGAAAGAUUAAUGCCUGGACGUCAGGGCGCAGCGAUCAAUCACAGUGGCUACAGAUUGAUCUUCUUGUUCCAACUAAAGUGACCGGCAUCAUCACCCAGGGCGCAAAAGACUUUGGUCACAUUCAGUUUGUAGGAUCGUACAAGGUAGCUUACAGCACUGAUGGAAAAAGGUGGGCUAUUUAUAAAGAUGGGAAGCAAAAGAAAGAUAAGGUUUUCCAAGGUAACUUUGACAAUGAUACGCACAGGAAAAACUUAAUCGAUCCUCCUAUAUAUGCGCAGUAUAUUCGGAUCUUGCCUUGGUCAUGGUACGGGCGAAUUACUUUGCGGACGGAGUUGCUGGGAUGCACAGAAGAAUGAUGAACGUUGGCCAGUGUCAACAGAAUUACUAUUGGCCCUAGAAAUAUCUCAAAAACUGCACAAACCUGUAAGAUAUUAAAGGGUGUUGAUGAAGAAGUGUUCAGUUUGUGAUAGGCAGAGGGUGAAGUUAGGAGGUCUAGGCCAGCCCUUUAUCAGACAUUGAUAUUGUGUUUCUCUUCUUUAGAAAUUUAUUCUCCUGGGUUUUUUUGCACCUUGAUUUGUGUAUUUUGAAAUGAAUGAACAUAGUUGCACACUUUAUUUUGGUUCCGCCACCCCCACCUUCCAAGUUGAAUUAAUAUGAAUAGGAUUAAUAUCACUUAUUAUUGCAGGAGUAUCAUAUUUAAUUUAUUUUCAACUUUUAAGAAAAAAAGCUUUAUUUUUUUCUGGAUGACUUUGAAGACAGUCCAACAGUCCAGUGUUUAUUUCUGGUUGCCAUUAGAGUCAAGUGUACCAAAUGUUAUAAUGAUCGAGCACUGAUAGCGGUGUUUUCAGUCUACAUACUGUGCAUGUUUCACAGUAUUCGAAGAAAGGCUGAAAAUCCUUUCCAGGUGACAUUUUUACCACAUGCAUGAAAUUAUGCUAGCAAAACCUCCAACUUACAGACUUGGUUAUAAAUAUAUAUUGGAUAAGUGCUUAAAGUGCUCAUGGCAAAAACAGUUAAGACAUAUUAGAUUACAGUAUUGCAUCAAAAAGGUAAAUUAAUCUGUGAUCCCUAAACAGGACAAUAAAAUCUACAGGUUGGGAUAUUUGAACCUGAUUUUCCUUUUGAAUUCCACUCGAGGAUUCCAAAGUUUAACAUUAUGAGACAUCUUUGCAAUUCAAAACUGAAAUCACUGCUAUGACAUGUUUUCCAAAAAGAACAAACACUGCCCUG
This is a messenger RNA of Callorhinchus milii (elephant shark), 2358 nucleotides long. It is a transcript of the gene edil3b, whose product is annotated as EGF-like repeats and discoidin I-like domains 3b. The transcript is spliced from 11 exons. The record is from RefSeq and is a predicted model, not a curated record. Gene Ontology annotation, molecular function: calcium ion binding. The coding region runs from base 42 to 1484 and encodes 480 amino acids. NCBI's taxonomy places the organism in Eukaryota, Metazoa, Chordata, Chondrichthyes, Chimaeriformes, Callorhinchidae.